AUGCCCGUUGAGAGCAUGUCCCGCGAGUGCUUCCUCCAGGAGUACGAACUCGACCUGGACCAGGAAUUCGAGCUCAAAGGCAAACCAGCCGCAUGGGCACCAGGGCAUGGCGGGCCUCGUAUCUGGGGCUCGGAAGACGCCUCCAUCGCUUUGAGCAAAGACGACCCGGACAAGGGCAACGAUGACACCGCAACCAUAGCUCUGACCUGGGACGAGAGAUUUCUAGCCGUAGCGACCAACGCCGUGAUUCGAAUCUACGACGUCGAGACAAAACAGAAGCUGGCGGAGCUUAUCGGCCAUGCAUCGAAUGUGCGCGAGAUGUUCUUCUCAGCUAACGAGGCGGGAUCCUACUGCCUGACUGAUGACCAUCCCGCGCACGCUCGAAACGCCGAGUAUUUGUUGCUCUCAGAGGGCUCAGAAGUCGGAGGCCGAGACGGGCAGAUGGUCCUGUGGCAUAUCGAUGAUCAAGGCCGUCAGAUAGGUCGCCAGAUGCCGUUCGCCGUACAGACCAUGGCGGACACUGCGAUCGAGGCCAUCAUGCCAGAGCUAGCUGACCAUCACGGCCUUGUAGGCAGCGACAUCGAGCCCGUCCGCGGCGGCUUCGUCGAGAAGCUGAAAGAAGCCGACACCGCCAACCGCGUCAAAGAUCUCUCAGUCUGGGAAGGCCACUUCCCCUCCUUCGGCACCGAACCCAUCAGCCACGACGGCAAGAGCUUCUUCUACAUCGCCCACGGCGACAGCACACAAAGCGGUAUGCGCCCAGCUGAUGAACUGCCCCAGCUCGUCGUUGUGGACAUGGUGACCAAAACCGAGCGCUUUCGCCUCAAAGGCCACACGGACGCCAUAAUGUGGGCAGGCUGGUCCCCCGACGACACAGUCAUCGCCACCGCAUCUUGGGACGAACACUACCGGAUCUGGGACGCCAAAACCGGCGCCUGCAACCACACCAUCGGCCCGACAGACGGCCAGAACUGGUCCGGCCGCUUCUCGCCCGACGGGAAAUACGUCUGCCUAAGCGGCGGCCACCCAACAAAAGUCGCCAUCUACAACUGCGCCACCGGCGAAGACGUCGCCAAACUCAUGAAACCCGGUCUCGAGCUCAAAGACUGGGUGCGCAGUAUGGUCUGGAACCCGAAUAGUCGCGAAGUUGCUGUUCUAAGCGAUAAACGCGUGAUACUCUGGAAACCGUUCGAAGGCGACGUGCAGGUCGUUUUUCGACUGGAGACGGGCGACUCGAUGCUCACGCGCUUCAACGACUUGCAUGAGGUGAGGUGGGUUGAUAGUGGGGAGAAGCUGAUUGUGCAGGAUAGCGAGGCGACGACUUUUGUCUGGGAUAAAGAGAAGCAUGUGAAAUGGCGGUUUCAGCGGCCGAAGGCGACGGAGUUGAAGGGUGGGAUUGAUGUCGUGUUUGCCGCUCUUUCACAGACGGUGAUUACGCUGGACGGGGAUGGGAUGGUGAGGUUCUGGAAGGUGUAG
This is a messenger RNA of Saxophila tyrrhenica, 1476 nucleotides long. RefSeq lists its product as uncharacterized. The record is from RefSeq and is a predicted model, not a curated record. The transcript has a single exon. Lineage: Eukaryota; Fungi; Ascomycota; Dothideomycetes; Mycosphaerellales; Extremaceae. Gene Ontology annotation, molecular function: protein binding. Bases 1 to 1476 code for a protein of 491 amino acids.